This is a messenger RNA of Ascochyta rabiei, 945 nucleotides long. RefSeq lists its product as uncharacterized. The record is from RefSeq and is a predicted model, not a curated record. NCBI's taxonomy places the organism in Eukaryota, Fungi, Ascomycota, Dothideomycetes, Pleosporales, Didymellaceae. Gene Ontology annotation, biological process: lipid homeostasis. The transcript is spliced from 2 exons. Gene Ontology annotation, cellular component: membrane; endoplasmic reticulum. Bases 1 to 945 code for a protein of 314 amino acids.
AUGAGGGACCCGAUCCCACCACCGCCGCUGCUGGUGCAGCUCAGCCAGCCUCUGGCUGAUAAGCUGGGUCUGAAAACCAUGCCUUACCAUGUUCAUGAAAUGUUGCUGGGCUUUCUUGCGUAUCACCUCAUUCUCUAUGGGCUAUCGCCGGCCAUCUCUCGACUUGUAUGCCCCAAGACGUACGCAAGCUUCAACAAACGCACACGAUUGAAUUGGAACAUCCACUGGGUCUCUAUGAUCCAAGCGCUGUUCAUCAACGGUGCUGCUCUCUAUGUGAUCUUCACGGACCCGGAGAGGAAGGAGAUGGACUGGAAAGGCAGACUCUGGGGUUACACGCCAGCUAGUGGGAUGGUCCAGGGCUUCGCAGCCGGUUAUUUCCUCUGGGAUCUCCAAGUUUGCGUACAGCAUUUUAGCAUCUGUGGAGUGGGUGCUCUGGUUCACGCCAUCGGUGCUCUGGCUAUAACAUGCAUUGGCUUCAAACCGUUCGGAAACUACUACGGCCUGUCCUUCAUUCUAUACGAACUGUCCACGCCUUUCCUAAACGUACACUGGUUCUGUGACAAGCUGCGUCUCACCGGAUCGAAGCUCCAGCUGUACAAUGGCAUCGCCCUCCUCUUUACCUUCUUUGCUUGCCGAGUUAUGUGGGGAACCUACCAAUCAGUCCUCAUAUACUCGGACAUGUACAAGGCUUUGACAACGCCGACUUCGCAGCUCACGAGUCUGCUCCUGGACGAUGAUGUAUGUGGACGAAAUGCCAGCAGCAAGACAUUCGGCGGACCAGUCAGCUGCGAGAUUACUGAGCUACCCAUCUGGCUGGUGACAAUCUAUCUCUUGGGAAACACUGCACUGAGUAUCUUGAAUGUUUACUGGUUCAGCCAAAUGGUGAAGGCUGUUAGAAAGAGAUUUGUACCAGCUGAAGAGGUGGAAGCUAAGAAGAGUCAAUAG